AUGGAGGAUAUGGAAACAGCAAUGGAGGGGCCGUCCCCUCAAGAAGUCCGAGCUGUGCUCGAGGGCAGGCUGGCUCCGCUGUUCUGCUCCAAGGAUUACAUGUCCUUCAAACGCCCUUGCCCCUUAGCACGAUACAACCGCACCAGCUACUUCUACCCCACCACAUUCUCCGAGAGCUCUGAGCACAACCACCUGCUGGUCUCUCCGGUGCUGGUGGCAAGCGCUGUCAUAGGUGUGGUCAUCACCCUCUCCUGCAUUACCAUCAUCGUGGGAAGCAUCAGAAGGGACCGACAGGCCCGGAUCCAGCGACACCACCAUCGCCACCGCCGCCACCACCAUCACCAUCACCGCCACCGCCGGCGCCGACACCGAGAAUACGAGCAGGGGCUGACAUCCACGAGAGCAGGGCCUGUAUGUGGUUCACCCUACCUGCACCCAACCAAAGAAGGUUUUCCAGAGGCCGUGGAAGAAGUGAUCUUCAUGAGUCUUUGUGCUUCUGGUGGUUACAUGCACAGCCAUUCCAGCCGCAGGAUGCCCUACGCCUGUAGCCCUGCUGAGGACUGGCACCCACCCUUGGACAUCAGCUCCGAUGGCGACGUGGAUGUCACAGUGCUCAGGGAGCUGUACCCAGAUUCCCCACCAGGCUAUGAGGAGUGCGUGGGACCAGGGGCCACUCAGCUAUACGUCCCCACGGAUGCACCGCCACCUUACUCCUUGACCGGCUCCUGCCCCACGCUGAAUGGCGUCCUGGACUCAGGCAACAGCCACAGCCACCAUCAGCGGGAGCAGAGGACCCAGGGCCAGAGUGGCCUCCACACUGUCUCCAUGGACACGCUGCCACCUUACGAAGCUGUGUGUGGAGCAGGCUCCCCAUCUGACCUGCUGCCACUGCCAGGACCAGAACCACAGCCAGCUAACACCCAGGGUUCAACCACCCCAACCCAGGCUCCAACUGCCAGCCCUGAGAGGAUUGUGUGAGUGACCCAGCCCAUAAGUCCCACUGGUCCUUCAAGGCUACCCUAUCUCCUCCGGGCGCACAGGUGCACAUACAACUGGCGCACAUGCAUAUACGACUACACACAUACACUGGCAUAUCCUACGUGCACACACGGACACAUACCACACGCAUAGAGACACCUGCAUAGACACAGGUCCCACUACUACAAAACUUACCUGGGAAGGUUUUCUUUAGAGGAAGUGUCCCCCAUCUGGUGUCUCUCCCCCAACCCCAGCCUUGCACCUGGUGGUAGUGCCUCUCUGAACAGUGCUGGGCAGAGGUGACGUAGGAAGCCCUACUUUCUUCCCUCUCCCCAGCUUCCUCUAGGCUGUGGCCACAAUCUGAUUCUCCUGCAGAAACUGCUUGGUCCACCUGCUGCCACAAGCCCUACCCCGGGGGCUUGUCCCACUGGGAGCCGAGAUAGGUCCCCGUGAGGCCCCUCUACGCACUGUGCCUAUCUUUCAACUCCAGGGCAGAAGAGCCCCAGUGUCACCAUCCCGCCACUUACACGGUGGAAAAACAGGUCUGGUGGCUUAGGCAUGACCUGGAGGUCCUCACAGCCCAUUGAGCCCCUUGCUGUCUCGAUGUCCUCAGCUUGGCGGUGCUAGUGGGUUAGCUCAGACACCCACCCCAAAGUACAGGGGGAGGACAGGCCCACGGGCCUGUGUCAUGGAGGAAGGUCACGGUUCUUCCCAUGCCCAUACCAGGACUGGGAGUUCAAGGAAGACAAGGUAUGGGUAGUGCUACCCAGACACUACUCUAGGCACAGAAUGGCCCAAUGCUCAGUCAAUGCCCAGCCAGCCCUGGCAGCCUGAGCCUGAGAGCUUUCAAGAGCUUUUCAAGCUGUCAUCCAGGGUGGCAACUCAUGGCUGGGGACUGAUUUGAUGAAUUCUGGCCUUGUCUCUCUGGGACAUAUGCACAGACAAAAAUAAAAGGAAUGUGGACCCCAUGGGG
Arvicola amphibius (Eurasian water vole) is the source of this 1951-nucleotide messenger RNA. RefSeq names its product brain expressed associated with NEDD4 1 (gene Bean1). The record is from RefSeq and is a predicted model, not a curated record. NCBI's taxonomy places the organism in Eukaryota, Metazoa, Chordata, Mammalia, Rodentia, Cricetidae.